Molecule: messenger RNA, 5287 nt
Organism: Antechinus flavipes (yellow-footed antechinus)
Lineage: Eukaryota; Metazoa; Chordata; Mammalia; Dasyuromorphia; Dasyuridae
Gene: CSNK1E
Product: casein kinase 1 epsilon
Exons: 9
Coding region: 177-1265 (362 amino acids)
Biological process (GO): peptidyl-serine phosphorylation; endocytosis; signal transduction
Cellular component (GO): nucleus; cytoplasm
Molecular function (GO): ATP binding; protein serine/threonine kinase activity
Source: RefSeq, a predicted model, not a curated record
CGGGCGGGCGGGCAGGCAGGCUAGCAGCUCCGGGCUGCGAGCUGGGUGUAGCUUCACCUCCCCUCCUUCCCCAGCCCAAUCCUCCUGCAUCCUCCAGCCCUCGGACGCCUGGGUCCCUGGCAGCGCCCGGAGCAGGAGCUGGGCACCGGCCCCUUCCCGGCGGGGGAAACUAAACCAUGGAGCUUCGUGUGGGGAACAAAUACAGGUUGGGCAGAAAAAUUGGCAGCGGCUCCUUUGGGGACAUCUACUUAGGUGCCAACAUUGCUUCCGGGGAGGAGGUGGCCAUUAAGCUGGAAUGUGUGAAAACGAAGCACCCCCAGCUGCACAUCGAGAGCAAGUUCUACAAGAUGAUGCAGGGAGGAGUGGGGAUCCCCUCCAUCAAGUGGUGUGGCGCAGAGGGGGACUACAACGUCAUGGUGAUGGAGCUGCUGGGCCCUAGCCUGGAAGACCUUUUCAAUUUCUGCUCCCGCAAGUUCAGCCUCAAGACUGUCCUUCUCCUGGCUGACCAGAUGAUCAGCCGCAUUGAGUACAUCCACUCUAAGAACUUCAUCCACCGGGACGUGAAACCUGACAACUUCCUCAUGGGUCUGGGCAAGAAGGGAAACCUGGUGUACAUCAUUGAUUUUGGCCUGGCCAAGAAAUACCGGGAUGCUCGCACCCACCAGCAUAUCCCUUACCGGGAAAACAAAAAUCUGACUGGCACUGCCCGCUACGCUUCCAUUAACACCCACUUGGGCAUUGAGCAAAGUCGCCGUGAUGACCUGGAGAGUUUGGGUUACGUGCUCAUGUAUUUCAAUUUGGGCUCCCUGCCCUGGCAAGGCCUCAAAGCAGCCACCAAGAGGCAGAAGUAUGAACGUAUUAGUGAGAAGAAAAUGUCCACACCCAUUGAGGUCCUUUGCAAAGGAUACCCUUCGGAAUUCUCCACGUACCUCAACUUCUGCCGCUCUCUCCGGUUUGACGACAAGCCCGAUUACUCGUACCUGAGGCAGCUCUUCCGGAACCUCUUCCACCGCCAAGGCUUCUCCUACGAUUAUGUCUUUGACUGGAACAUGCUCAAAUUCGGAGCUACCCCGGGACAGUCUCAUUCUUUGGAGAAAGAUGUCAGCCCAUACCCAGGUCCCUCCGGCCGGCCCAUGUACUGGUGCCCAACGCCCCUGGGCACCCCGUGCCGGGCGGACGAGCAGGUGGAGGAGGUUGAGCAGAUGGAGGAACUGGGCCACCUUAGCCACUGGCCCGUGGUCUGGACCCCAAGGCCCCAGUUCUGACCUCAGGGAGGCACCGUGAGUGCAGAGCUGAGAAUGUCUCCUAAACCAGGACCUGUGGAUAAGGCCCAGGCUGGGGCCAAAAUGUGACGGAGACAGCAAGCCAGGAACGCCCCGGGCCGGCCCCGCCCCAGUAGUGGCAGUGCAGAAGGGGUGUGGGCCAGUUGUCUUGGAGAGUCUCUAGGAGGGCGUCCCGAGCUGGUACUCUGACCCGCCCGGACAGCCGGGCUGACCCCGAGUCUCCGCGUACCAAGGGGGAUGCCAGAUGGGACUAGACAGCCAUCUUAAUGGCCUACUGGUGAUCUCUGUACCGAAUCUGAGCUCAUUAAAAAGGCCUCUUCCUUACUCUUCUGGCCGUGACUGUCUCUUAAUGUCGUCAAUGCCAAGGGUCCUGGGCAGGUCUCCUGUCCCCUCCUAGCUGGUGACCUCUCGACCCAUCCCUUCCGGGAGGUCCACUUCUCAAGCUCCUCUUUUCUUCUCAAUUUAUUCCAACAAACAUUUAGCCAGCACCUGCUGUAUGCAGACUGCCCUGAUGGACACUCAGAAAUCUGUGGUUCGUUCUGACUAUUUUUCACUUUGCCCUCCAGGCCUGGGGAGCAGCCUGGCAUUCCUCUUACCAGUCGGCUAUUUUUUUCCAACAGAGGGACAACUGAAGUCAUUCUGGGUAGGAAAUGAACACCAUGUGGUGAGCUAGGGAAGAAGAUGAAGUCAGGACUUGGGGGUAUCGCCGUGGGGUCUCUAAAAUGUACAUAAAACUUUCCAGGUCUUCUCAUAGUGGUCGUCUCAUUGGCUCCUCCAGGCCAGAAACUAGAGGUUCUUGAGAGGGUAUUGAUUGCCCAUCUCUUCCACCGAGGGGACGUGGUCCUAGAAAGCACCUGGAGUUCUCCUGAAAAGUUGUGUGUGUGUGUGUGUGUGUGUGUGUGGUGUGUGUGCACGCGCCAUGUUCCCUUCCUUGUCAUUUACACAUUGGUCAUUCCCAAGACAUCGCUACCUUUCAGAGACCAUGAGAAAUUCCAGCCAGGACAUCGUACCAAACCAGCCCUGGCCAUUCAAGGAGGGUGUGAACAGCUGUGACUCUGCUUAGCCCGGCAAGAGCCGUGACUUCUGGGACAGAUGCUUAGAAAUCACAGAAUUUAAGAACAGCCAUUUAGUCCAAUGCGUAUCCCAAAGGAAGCAUAUGACAAAGGAAGGUCAUACAAUGUUAAUAUGGCCCUAACAUAUUUGAUGGAUCGAAGACUUCCAAGAAGGGGGAGCCCAUCUACCACCUCUUGAGGCUAUACUUUUAAAGAAAGAGGGAAGGGGAUCCCCAAUAAGCCUACUUUGAAGAAGGCUGAAGAGACUUAGAAGGGACUCCACCCUGGGGCUCAUUUCUCAUUAUGUCAUUGGGAUAUCAAAUGACGUCAGGCCUUCAGUUUGGUGGGAAGGUGGAUGGAACCUUUUACACUCACUGUUCCAUGGCCACUUUCCUGUUGCGGUUUCAUGGCUGGGCCAUCUACAAGUGUCUGCUUUAUUUUGGAUUUGGCUGCCAUGAUUGAACUGAUUCCUGAUCCUCCACUGCUGUCGACACAGUGAUUUGGAAGACUCCCCAUGUGGGAAAGAACAUCUUUAGAAAACAAAUUGAUAGUAAGUCAAGUGCGAGACCCAGGGACCGAUGGAACCCUUCUGCAACAUCCCUGAUGGAUGGUUGUCCAGCUUUUGCCUGAAGACCUGCUGUAAUGAAGAGCUCACUAUCAGAGAAGCCCAUUCUACUUUGGGGCUGUUCUAAAUGUUAGGAUGUUUUUCAUUGAGCUGAAGGCCAAGUGGGUGGAGUCUCCAACCAUUCUAGGUCUGUUUUCUUGGGCAAAACAGAGCAAAGUUAAUCCCUUUUUCAUGUAUCAUGAAAAGAUUCUGAGGUCUCCCCUAUCAAAGUCUCGCUUUUCCAAACUGAGCAUCCCCAGUUCCUCUGUAUCCAUCUGUACUCAUCCACAAGGGAUGAUGGAAAGUAGAAAUGUUUGAUUAUGGCAUGAUCUCUGUUUCUCCCAUCAUUCUCUUUGCCCUUCUUUGUACAUGGUCCAGCUUCUUAAUAUCCUUCCUAAAAUGGAGCUCCCGAUAAGUUAUAUCAGGCAGAGUAUCCAGCAGGACACUCACCUUCCUGGUCCUGAGUGCUACACAACCUUAGCUUGCAUCUUCACCCGCUAAUCCCUCUUGAUGUGCCAGAAGGAAAGGGGUCAAGAUCUUGUAAGCAGCUGUCUCCAUAGUACACAGAGAGCUGGAUCUGGAGUCAGGAAGGACAGGAUCACCUAAUCUUCUGCCUCAGUUUCUUCAUCUGUAAAAUGGGGAUAAUAAUGGCACCUCCCUCACAGGGUUGUUGUGAGAAUCAAAUAUUCGUAAAGCGCUUUGCCGACCUUCUAUAAAAGCUACUUGUUAUCAUCAUUGUUAUUAUCAUAAUUACUAUGUCACUAUUUUGGCCCACCAUUUUGAAAAGAGCAGAAGGUUAGAGAUAGAUAUAAUCACGCCAUCACGUGGAACCUUCAGGAUCUUUCUCCAUGACUCUGUCUCUUAAACUUCAGGUUUCCAUUUCUUGACUCCUCUUCCCUUUCCUUUCUUCUUCCUUCUUUCCCUCCCUCUUUUUCUGUCCUGAGGCUGGAAAAAGAAGCCAGGCUUAGUUCCAACCUCAGUCUGGACUGGAGAAUAGACCGUUGGACUCAAGUUCUGAAGUGGCCAGACGCCAACCACUCGAGAGUUUGGAAACCCCAGGAAUCUUUUGACUUCUUGAGCUGGUGCUGUGCAAACUGUGUCUAGCGUGAUUUCACCCAGGGAUAAGAUCAGACAUUUCCUGAGGAGGGAUAAGGGAGACUAAUGCUUGGUCCGAGGGAGGUCCCUUUCCCACCCCAUGCAUCUCACCUCAUUUCGGGAUCUCCUUCCCCAUUGGCUGUGUGGUUAUCAGGAAAAAAUCAGAUUUGCAAUCCAAGGAUUUAGAUUAAAUCCUGUUUAUACCAUUUCUUAACUGGGUCACCUAGAACAAGGCUCCUCUCCUCUCCCAUUCUCUUCCCUGCCAAAUAUGGGGGUUGUAUUUUAGUCUAGCCUGUGCUCCGCCCUGGUCCGGGACACCCCCACCUCAUGCCUUUCCUAAAUUGUUGACUCUAGAUGGGAUUUUUGAGAAGUGAAAACUGAGGGGGGGCAGGUUGAUGAGUAUUGUCUGAAUCUUGCUCCUGUUGGGGGAGAUUAAAUUUUUUUUUUUGGGGGGGCUGAGGCAAUUGGGGUUAAGUGACUUGCCUAGGGACACACAGCCAGGAAGUGUUAAGCAUCUGAGGGUAGAUGACUUCAGGGCUGGUGCUCUCUCCACUGCACCACCUAGCUGCCCCUGGGGGAGAAUUUUUUAAAUUGCUUCUCCAUUUAUCUUGGACUAACCCUUUCUGGUUACUUCUUAUCGCUCCUGCAUUAGCAGCUGUCAAAUCAGUAAUCCCCUGAGUCACUGCUAAUAGGACUUUAUCUGCUUAUUUGAGCCCUUUCAGAAGCUAGGAAGAGGCGUGAAAAGGGUAUUUUAUCGAUAAGAGGGUGGAAGAAGAAAGGAAGUUUAGAGAAUGACAAAAGAGAGACAGGAUGUUCCUUGACAUUUCUUGUCUGGUUGUCCCGUUUAGGGAUCAGGGAUCCUCGGUGAUCCUCUGCAAGGAUCCAAAGUUCUUUCAUUCCUUUCCCCAGUAAAUCAAGACCUGAUGGUACCAAUCAAUAAGCAUUUAUUAAGCACCUACUAUGUGUAGAUGUUAUGCUAAGCAUCGGGAAUUAAAAAGAAAAAGCGGUUUCUGUCCUCAAAGACUUUACUUUCUCUCUGGAGAAUACAGAACAAUACAGAAUUAAUACAAGAUCAUUAGAGAGAGAGAGCAGGGGUAGCUAGGUGGCAUAGUGGAUAGAGCACCAGCCCUGAAAUCAGGAGAACCUGAGUUCAAAUCUGUCCUGGGACACUUAACACUUCAUAUCUGUGUGACCCUGGGCAAGUCACUUAAUCCCAAUUGCCUCAGCCAAAAAAAAAAAAAAAAAAAAAAGAA